CUUACUGUUUUUAUUUUAUAUUUUGCAGAUUAGUUUUAAAUUAGUGCUUGAGAUACCUCUUUCUAUACAUUUAAUUGUUAAAUAUUUAUUCUUCCAAUAUUUUGAUGGCACAGUCAAUAAAUCCUAGAUUAUAUAGGAAUUAAUACAUAGAAAUCAAUAAAGUAACCAUUCUCCAUUCUGCAAAAAUAUACAUCUAGCCUUUACAAAUACAGAUUAAAGCAAAAUGCCACCGUCAAUAAAUUUUAAUGAAAACAAAUCGGUUUGGACUCCUGAUGGUCGUAAUGGUUUUUGCCUUGGAAGAAUUGUUGAUAUAGGAAGUGAUGCUAUAACAUUAGAGUUAAUUGAAAACCCUCAAAAGCGUGUAGUAGCUCCCUACAACAGGGUUUAUGCUUCUGAAGAUGAUGGAGAAAAAGAUUAUGAGGACAAUUGUUCAUUGAUGCAUUUAAAUGAAGCAACACUAUUGCAUAAUUUAAGACUUCGUUACAAAAGAAAAAAAAUUUAUACAUAUGUUGCAAAUAUCCUUAUUGCUUUGAAUCCUUAUCAAGAAAUCCCUGAUUUGUACACAAAAGAAACCAUUGCAAAGUACAAAGGAAAGUCAUUAGGAGUUCUUCCUCCACAUGUAUUUGCAAUAGCGGACAAAUCAUAUAGAGACAUGAAAGUUUUAAAACUAAGUCAAUCUAUAAUUGUCAGUGGAGAAAGUGGUGCUGGAAAAACGGAGUCGACUAAAUAUAUUUUGAGAUACUUAACAGAAACAUGUGGAGCUAGCACAAAAAUUGAACAAAGAAUUCUUGAAGCAAAUCCUUUGCUUGAAGCAUUCGGAAACUCAAAAACUCUUCGUAAUUUAAACAGCAGUCGAUUUGGAAAAUAUGUAGAGGUUCAUUUUGAUGCUCAGGCUAAUGUUUCUGGUGCUUUUAUCUCACAUUACCUUCUUGAAAAGUCUCGUAUAUGUCGACAAAAUCCUGGUGAAAGAAAUUAUCAUAUUUUUUAUCGAAUGUGCACAGGAGCACCUAGCGAUAUGAAAAAAGCUUUAGGACUUUCUGAAACUGCAAUGUUUAAUUACUUAAACAAAGGCUCACUAAAUGAGAAAGAAAUAAACGAUGCAAAAGAUUUUACUCUUUUGGACAAUGCCAUGAAUGCUGUUGGAAUAACAUUGACACAGAAAUCAGAUAUCUAUCGGGUUACAGCAGCAGUAUUGCACCUUGGCAACAUAGAGUUUCAAGAAAGCAUUAGUGAUAAAAAAGGAGGGUGUCAAGUUACUUCGACUUCAGAAAAGUUUGUAUCAAAUGCUGCAAAGCUUCUUGGGAUUCAAGUAGAUGAACUUUUAAUGGCAUUAUCAACAAGAAUAAUGAUGACUGCAAAAGGAGGUGGAAUGGGAACAACCUACAAAAUUCCACUGAAACCAGAACAAUCUGCUGCUGGAAGAGAUGCUCUUGCUAAAUCUAUUUAUUCUAAACUUUUUGACUACAUAGUUGGAUGUGUGAACCAAUGUUUUCCUUACCAAUCAUCACAGAGCUAUAUUGGUGUUCUUGAUAUUGCUGGUUUUGAAUUUUUUGAAGUUAACAGUUUUGAACAGUUGUGUAUCAAUUACUGCAAUGAAAAACUUCAGCAAUUUUUUAAUCAACGAAUUCUAAAAGAAGAGCAAGCGUUAUAUGAUAAGGAAGGACUUGGUGUUAAGAAUGUGUCCUACGCUGACAAUCAAGACUGUAUAGAACUCUUUGAAAUGAAAACUAUUGGCAUAAUGGACAUGUUAGAUGAAGAAAUGAAGUUCCCUUCACCAAGCGAUGUUCAUUUUACAAAUGAAGUUCAUGCUAAACAAAGCAAGCAUUUUAGACUUGCGGUCCCAAGAAAGUCUCCACUACCUAUUCACAGAAAUGUUAAAGACGAUGCUGGCUUCUUGAUUCGCCACUUUGCUGGCGCAGUCUGUUAUCAAACAGCUGGGUUUUUAGAAAAAAACAACGAUGCAUUACAUGAUAAUUUAGAACAGUUACUGCUGGAGUCAUCUGAUCCAUUCAUAAAAAGUUUAUUUCCAAUAUCUAAAGUAAACAAUAUGAAAAGCAAAAAACUUACAUUUGAAAGUGUUGGAAUGAAAUUUAGGAAUCAACUUACAUUGUUAAUUGAAAAGUUAAGAUCAACUAGUUCAAACUUUGUUCGAUGCAUAAAGCCUAAUGAUGCUAUGAAAAGUUCUGAUUUUGAAGGCGGACAGAUUCUUAGCCAGUUGCAAUGCGCUGGAAUGGUUUCAGUUUUAGAGCUAAUGCAAGAAGGUUAUCCAUCAAGAACUUCAUUUACAGAUCUACAUAGCAAGUACAAGAGUUACUUGCCUGAAAAGUUAAGUUGUCUAAACCCACGCACAUUUUGUCAAGCAUUAUUUAGAGCUGUUGGAAUAGAAAAUGGUAAUUUCAAAUUUGGAAUGUCAAAAGCCUUCUUUAGACCUGGAAAGUUUGCAGAAUUUGACCAACUCAUGCGCUCUGAUCCAGAAACCUUAAAAGUUUUAGUUUCAAAAGUUCAAAAAUGGAUUAUAAUAAAUCGUUGGAAACGAAUCAUUUGGGGAGCUUUAUCUGUUCAAAAACUUGCAAACAAAAUCAAAUAUCGUCAAGAAAUGCUUGUGUGCAUACAAAAAAAUAUUCGAAUGUUUUUAGCCAAGAAAAAACACAAACCAAGGUAUAAAGCAUUAGAAAAGAUGCGAACAUUACAUGGCCAAUUAAACCAACUUAUGGAAAUGGUUUCAAUGUUAAAGAAUGAUAAAGAUAUUUUCAACAAACAAGUUCAAGUUCUUACUAACGAUGUUAAUAACAGUAUAAAGCAAAUUCAGAAUAACAUUAUGUCAGAAAGCCAGAUGACCACUCGUUAUAAUGAACUUGUGCAGCAAAUUUCUAAACAGCUAUCUGUUUUGCAAUCUCAAGUGACAGUAGAAAAAGAGCAGGAAAAAGUUAGGAAGCUUCAAGAACAAAUGGAACUUGAGAAAAAGAAAAGAAUUGAGGAAGAGAAUCUGAAAAUUCAAGAAGAACAACUGCGAAAAGACCGUUUGGCUAAGGAAGCCAAAAUGAAGGAAGAAGCUGAAGCAGCUGAAAGAAAAAGACACGAAGAAGAGCAGAAAAAUAAACUUGCCAAUGAAAGCAGGAAGAAUGAGGAUCUAAGGGAACUACUACUUCUUGAACAACGUGAGGAACAACAGCGUAGAGACUAUGAACUGGCUUUACGUUUAGCAGCGGACCCUUCCACAAUGGAUUCUGAAGAUUUAAUGCAAAUAAAAAGAACAAGCAAUGAAUCAGAUCCAAAGUCAGCGAAGUAUAACUUGAAAAAAUGGAGUUAUUCAGAACUAAGAGACACAAUCAAUAAUUCUUGUGAUUUGGAGUUGCUUGAAGCAUGCCGUGUUGAGUUUCAUAGAAGAUUGAAGGUAUAUCAUGCGUGGCGCAAGAGAAAUAUAAAUAAAACAGAAUCUGCACCAAACGCACAACGUGCUCCAGCAGACAUAGUUAGACAAUGUGAAGUGUCUUCAUUUAUUCCAAGGAUCGAAACCUCCAAAAACACAAACUCAAAUGCUCAAAGAUAUUUCAGAGUUCCAUUUUCUAAACCAUCUGAUCAGUAUAGAGAUCCUGCUUACAAAAAAGUUGGAUACUGGUACGCGCAUUUUGACGGCGAGUGGGUUGCUCGCCAACUAGAAAUUCAUCCAAACGGUGCGCUUCUUUUAAUUGCUGGGUAUAAUGAUAUGGAUAUCUGUGAGUUGAGCUUAAGUGAAACGCGGUUGAUGGAAAGACCAGGCGCCGAGAUUACGUGCGACGAGUUUAAUGAUGUUUGGGUGCAUUAUGGCGGUAAAUUGGAUCAAGAUUUCAAAGCCAAACAACGAAAAUAAUUUUUUUUCCUUUUUUUUU
Molecule: messenger RNA, 3869 nt
Organism: Hydra vulgaris (swiftwater hydra)
Lineage: Eukaryota; Metazoa; Cnidaria; Hydrozoa; Anthoathecata; Hydridae
Product: unconventional myosin-VI
Biological process (GO): actin filament organization; endocytosis; vesicle transport along actin filament
Cellular component (GO): cytoplasm; actin cytoskeleton; endocytic vesicle
Molecular function (GO): microfilament motor activity; ATP binding; actin filament binding
Source: RefSeq, a predicted model, not a curated record